Messenger RNA from Schistocerca gregaria, 13327 nucleotides. RefSeq lists its product as uncharacterized. The record is from RefSeq and is a predicted model, not a curated record. Gene Ontology annotation, cellular component: nucleus. Bases 1337 to 12184 code for a protein of 3615 amino acids. Gene Ontology annotation, molecular function: DNA-binding transcription factor activity, RNA polymerase II-specific; RNA polymerase II cis-regulatory region sequence-specific DNA binding. The transcript has 6 exons. Gene Ontology annotation, biological process: regulation of transcription by RNA polymerase II. NCBI's taxonomy places the organism in Eukaryota, Metazoa, Arthropoda, Insecta, Orthoptera, Acrididae.
CUCUUUUUUUAUUCGUACAGCCACUAUAUCGUUGCAGCAUUUACAUAGUUAUAUACACAAAGGUUUAAAAAGGAAACAGAAACAAAGCCUCGCAUAAUCAUGUAUAAAUAUUGAUUGCCUCUACAAUAACACCCCUGAGCAAAAUCUACAACCAUAAUCUAUGAUGUAUUUAUUUGACUAACUACCGUUAUAUCGAGAAAUUUACUGAUGUAAAUAUUUAUCGUAUUAUUUGAGCGACUUUUUGGCCGUGCUGUAUCUAAAUUUAUCUUCGUGGCGUUUAUUGUACAUUGUGUCACACUUUGUGCAAUAAAGAAUAUCUAUUGUGGAGUCUUUUAACAUAUAAUAUGUACAUGUAUACUGGCGCAGGGCAAUGAAUAUUUUUAUAAACCUUAGUCUGUCAUUAGCAUGUGUGUUCAAAGAUGUCGAUAGCAAGUGGCAUCUAAUAUUUAUACUGGAACUAUGACCUGUUUAAUAUGAUGUUUAUCGCUAUUCCACUGUCGCAAAGCAUCACGGUAUAGCAAUGGAACUUGGCCAUUAGCUCAUUGAUAAAAAAUAUAUUGGGGUAUUUUCUUAAAACUUUUAACCCAAUUCCCUGUUUUAUUUUGUCUGUCACAAAAGAUAGGGUAUGAAAUUCAUCCUGAACCCAAAAACUGUCGAACAAGCUCAAGUGAAUUGUUUGCAAACACCUCUCUCCUCUCGGUUUUCGUGCUAGUAAGCGAUGUUUGGUCUGGAUAAAAGAUGCCACCACCAUCGGUCGGAGAUGUGUUGUUGCUGUUUGUGACGCCAUUUUACUAACCUUUUAGGCGGGGAAGUGUUUUAGAAAAUAGAAUUAUAACAAUACGCUGCCGAAUAUUGCGGUGUAAAUGCAGUAAACGUAAUCUGCAGAUCAUAAUUGAUGAUGAGUGGCGAGUAAAUUUUCUCUGAGAACUGGAAGAGUGCGUGUGUUUGUAACGAAAUACUGAACGUAAUGUGCCAGUGAAGUAAGAAGGGAACCGUGGAAAGCGUGUUUAAAUUUGGUUCUUCCUGUUGUUGACUCUCGCAGUGUGACUCGCAGUACACUGCAUACUACCCAAGUUGUGUUCCUGAGGUCGCAAAUAAUUUCGUCCGAGUGUAGAUGGACGUGCGAGUGAAAGUUGUGUAGUCAUACAUACCUAACAUCAAAUAGCAAAUUUUCCUUUGUGCUCGAUAAUGCAGUAGGAUUGUUGCUACCAUAGCGGACUCAAAAGGAUAUGCUUUUUUGUUGGAUAGAAGAAGUUGUUUCAUGGAGUGAGAAAGUAAUUCGUAUUAAAGAGAAUGACUGUAAGAUGAAUACUACUGGAAUAUUUGAUUGCGGCCUAUGAAACUUAUCUUGGCGAUUAUGGAGAGCACUGAAAUGCCAGAAUUUCUGCACAGAGGUAGCAUGGAUGAUGGCAAUAGUGACGCAGGUGGUCUGAGGGCUAUCUCAGAUGAUGAAUCUCUUACUGUUGAGGAUUCUAACAGGGAUAUCUCUCUGAGGAAAAAUGCCUUUGAACAGAAGUGUGGUAUUAAUGUAAUUAUGCAUACAGAUGACAAUAACAGUGACAGUGAAAUAUCUACUAGUAAUUUCUCUCCACACAAUGAAGUUGUAAAUGGAGUUUCGGAACUAUCAAAAGAUGGAAUAUCAGAAGAAGAAUCUAAAGAUGCCCAUUUUAAUGUAGAGUCAAGAAAUGGAAUGAACAAAGAUGAGGAUUCUAUUGAUGAUUUUUGUGAUGUUGGUGCAGAGUUCUCUUCGCAAGAUUUUGUUCCAAAAUCUCUAGGAUUGAAAGAUGAAAUAUCAGAAAGUGAGGAUGGUGGUGAUGGCGAUGGUGAUGAUGGUCCUAUUGCUGCUUUAAAGUGCACUGUUUCAGAUGAAGCAACAGGUGAUUGUCUGGAUGAAGAUAGUAGUAAUGCAAAAGUAAAUGUAAUUCAAGAAAAUGCAGUGACAAAUGAGCAGGACAAGAUGGAAAAGAAAUUGUGUUCCAGUGAGGCAUCAAAAAGUGGAUUGUGUGAUGAUUAUUACGCUGAUUGUGGUGAUGAAAAUAAUGACUGUCAAAGGAGGAAUAAGACAGAAAAAACCACAAGACCUUCAAUUGUAGAAGACUAUCUCUCAGAUGAAAAUUCAUCAGACAAAGAAACUUCUAAAGUUGUCUCUGAUGAUGAAAGUUGUGGAGGCAAAUUAGAAGACGGACAGUUUAAAGGAAUAUCCAGUGAGACUUCUUCUGAAGAUGAGACUGCCAAGGGAGGUACAUCUGCAGAUGGAAAAUUACACGAAAUUGAGAGGUAUACUUCUGAAGAUGAUGAUCCUAAAGAGGCUAUACGAGAAGGUAAACAGCUAAAAGAAAUCUCAGAAGACAAUUCUUCUGAAGGUGGAUCUGCUGUUGGAGACACAUUAGAUGAUGAUUAUGGCACCGAAAAAUGUAAUGCAUCUUCUGAACACAAUAACGACGAAAUUUCAGAAGAUGAGAGCAUAAAAAGCAAUCUCGGAGUACGAGAAGAUUCCUUGGAGAGGAAAACUUUGUCUUAUGGUGACUUGCAGCGCAGCUCUGCAGAAGAGUAUGAAAAGAGUGAUGCUUCAGGUAAUGAGAGUGAUGGUGAUUCAUCAGAUUAUUCCAGCCCCCACGAGAAUGAUUCCUAUGGCUUCGACGAGCAUGUCAAACCCUCAGGAGACGAACAUAUUUCUUCAUCCGACAGUGAAUCAUUUGAUAAAGCUUCUAUGAUAGAUUCUGAAGAGAAGUCUUCUCGUAGUCAUGACUUCAAACAUCAAACAACAGAGUGCAGUUUGUCUCCAAACAGACAUAAAUAUGUGGCUGUCAGGAAAGGGAAAACUGAAACUUUUAGUGAAGAUUCAUAUGAUGAUAAAGCUGUGAACAGUGGUUCAGAAGAUGUAAAAUCCCACAUGCAUCUUUCACAGGAUGUGAGUUGUGAGGCAAAUUAUGGGGAGACUGAAACAAAUAAUGAUGAAUGUAGGAGAGGCAUUCAGGCAACAGUUGCUGCUGAAGAUGAGAGUUCAAACCUGGUAACCACUGUUAACAUGAGAGAACAAAUAAGACGAAAUGAAAGGGGCACAUUUCAGACAGACACAAGAAUGAUGGAUUGUUCCUCCAGUGUAAGUAACAAAGGGGAUGAGAAUUAUGUUGAUAUGUCUCCUUCUAAUAAAGAUAAAAAAUGUGAUAUUUCAGAAGAGGAAGGCUCUGAAGUUGCAGCUAAUCUUGGCGAAGAAGCAAAGACUUUAUCUGAGACAGAGCUCCAUGGUGAGAGUGUACUUGAAUGUGAAGAUAAGGAAGAAGCACCAGGUUUAAAUGAAGAAAGAAGCAUGGGAAAUCAGACUUAUGAAAAUGUUUUAAAGGAAAAUAUGUGUGAAAAUUCCUUCACCAGAAAACCAGAAAAUGAAAAUGAUAAUUGUCAGAUCAGUUAUGAAGAAAAGUCAUUAAAGCCUGAAGAUGAAUCAGUAAAAUUAGAAGAUUUUAACUGUCUUUCCAAAGAUAAAUCUUCAGAACAUGAACAAAUGAAACAUCAAGACAACAGAACUAGUAGUGAUAGUGAAGAAAAUAAUGUACAAGGGAAGGAUACUGAUGGAACUGGAGAUACAUUGUCUUCUGUAUUUAAUAUUUCAGAUGAUGACAGAAACACAGACAGCCCUUGUCAAAUUUUGGACGAUAAUGAACAGAAGGAUGCAGGUUUGGAAGGUCUUAAUCUGUCAAUUGUACCACACGAUAAUCAUUCAGAUGAUGGAUGUAGUUCACAGGUUCAAGUGGAAAAUAUUAAAAAUGUUGCAUGGAAUGAUGAUGGUGGUGAUCUGUUUAGCUCUGGUGUUGAGUCCGUGGCAAAUAAUGAGUCAGACAACAGUGUCAGAAAUUUAGCAUCCCUUGAUGAGAUACGUGAGACUGAGACCUCAGAAGAUAUGAAUGCAGGUGAACACGAAAGAAAAGAAAAAGGUGAAAUUAUUGAUGAUAAUGACAAACUGUUCAAACAACAAAAAGAGACUAAAAGAGAUGCAGUUCAAGAGCAUGGAGAGGAAUGCGAAACGACUCAAAGUUUAGUUCAUGUUGAAAGCAAGGAAAGUGAUACAGGAAGUAGAGAAACUCAGAAUAGGGAAGUUAAUUUUAAAGGAAGUAAUAGUAAUGCUCUGUCUGACUUGCAAAUGGAAUCACUGUGUACUGAAAGCAGCAGAACCAUUUCACUUGAAGAAAAAGCAGCAGGUGUUCUGUCCUGCAGUCAGCAUGAUAGUUUGGUAAUUGACAAGGAGACGAUAUUUGUUGAAGAUAGUGUUGCUGUGGCAUUAGAUCGUCAUCAAAUGCCAUCUGCAUCUCAUUUAGCAGUUUCUGAUUUGAAAGAUAAAGCUGAUGUGGGGGAAAUGGAUUCUGGCCUUAUAUCUUCUGAGACGUGUGAAUCUGAAGCUGAUAAUUCACAGAGAAACUUAUUAGUAAAUGAUAAGCCAGAAAAUUAUUCUGCCAAUAGCACUGGCAAUAUAUCUUGUGAGACAGAUGAAUCUGAUGCAGAUGAAUCAAAGAAAAGUUUAUUAGGAAGUGAUAACCCAGAAAAUGUGUCUGAAGUUGUGCCUCCAAACAGAAUUGAAAGGCGAGUGGAACUCUUCGUCCCUAUUAAAUCAAAUACUCCAGAUCACAUGAAAAAUGAUGACACAGUUAAUGACAGGAAGUUUUGUUCAGACGACACUAAAUUAGAGGAUGCAGGACAGGAAGAAGAGAAAGAGGAGCAGCAUGUGCAGGAGGAGGAAGUGGAGGUGGAGGAAGAGGAAGAGGAGGUGGCGGAGGAGGAGGAGCGGGUGGACAAGGAGGAGCAGGUUGAGGUUGAGGAGGAGGAGCAGGUUGAGGAGGAGGAGGAGCAGGUUGAGGCGGAGGAGGAGCAGGUUGAGGCGGAGGAGGAGCAGGUUGAGGCGGAGGAGGAGCAGGUUGAGGCGGAGGAGGAGCAGGUUGAGGCGGAGGAGGAGCAGGUUGAGGCGGAGGAGGAGCAGGUUGAGGAGCAGCAGCAGAUAGCAGGGGAGGAGCAGAUAGCAGGGGAGGAGCAGAUAGCAGGGGAGGAGCAGAUUGCAGGGGAGGAGCAAGUGGAGGAACAACGGCUGGAGGAGGAGGAGCAGCAGCUGGAGGAAGAGCAGGCGGAGAAGCAGCAGGUGGAUGAGGAGCAGGCAGAGGAGGAGCAGGCAGAGGAGGAGCAGCUGGAGGAAGAGCAGGCGGAGAAGCAGCAGGUGGAUGAGGAGCAGGCAGCUGAGGAGCAGCUGGGGGAAGAGCAGGCGGAGAAGCAGCAGGCGGAGGAGGAGCAGGCGGAGGAGGAGCAGGCGGAGGAGGAGCAGGCGGAGGAGGAGCAGGCGGAGGAGGAGCAGGCGGAGGAGGAGCAGGCGGAGGAGGAGGAGGAGCAGGCGGAGGAGGAGCAGUUGUGUAAGGUGCAGGUGGAGGAUGUGAAGGAGGAGCAGAAGGUGGUGAUGGAGGAGGAGGAGGAGGAGGAGGAGGAGGAGGUAAGAAAUGAAGAAACAAAGGUUGGAGAUGAGCCAGCUGGCACUACCUAUCACAAAUGUGACAAUGCAUCAAAUUCAUGUCCUCAGAAUCCUGUGGAAGAAUCUGUACAGAAGGAUUUUAUCCCUCACGCUUCUAAAGACAAUUUAUCUCAUGAGGAAAUGUCACCUUGCACAGAGAUUUCAACUGAUCCUGCACAUGAAACUUCUGGUCUUCGUGUUGAAUGUGAAGGAGAAUUAAUCCAAGAAGAGACUACAAAUGUAAAUAAAAAAAUAAUUAUUGGACAAAUUUCAAAGGAUACGGCUUCUCACUCUGCUGCUGAAAAAUCAGAAAAUGUUGACAUUUGUCAAAAGCGUUCCAAAGAUGAAACAAUAGAUCACAUUGAGGAUGUGAAAGUAAGAGAAAGUGAGGAAACUGUAUCAGUAAAAAAUGGAAAUGGGCUAGAAAUAGCAGAUGAAAAUGUAGCUAGUGAGUACUUAACUGGAGUCCAUGAUAUAUCAGCUGAUGCGGGCAUUCAAUCAGAAUGUGCUGAAAAGACAACUAAAAUAGAAUUGCCAUUGACUAAUGGCACCGAUUUCCAGCAAAUGGUAGAAGGUGGUGUUAUGGAGACAUGUGAUUUAACAGAUACCCACACAGAACAGAGAAAAUCACACCAGGGAAAUAUAGUAAAUGAUAUACAGUCAGAACAAAUAGUGAAGAAGGCCAGCAUAUUGGAAAAUGAAACUGCAAGUGAUUAUGUGUCUCAUGGAGACCAAGUAAAUAAUGAUUCGAGAAAGCGGAAACUGUCUUCAUCACCAGAAGAUGAGCCCAUUUUGAAAGAGGGUUGCAGUCUUCAGUUCAAAGGCUUUAAGAAACGUAUACUAGCACAAGCUUCCUUGGAAGUAGCUGAUGAACAGAUGCACCACCAGCAACAGACACUACCAAAGCCUGAAGAGCUGCAGCCAGACUUGGUAGAUUCGUUUAGCACUCCACUCACAGAGUACGCACAAUAUCUUGGAUUGCAGCCAAUUGUAAAGUUCAAAUGUUAUCUCUGUGGAGAAACUGGCUUUCCAUCGAUCUUGUCGUUACAGGAGCACCAGUGUAGCUGUCUAAAGACCUCAGGAACAAGACCAGUCCUCCAGCAGCCUGCAGUACCAGACAUGGUAACAGCAGAAGGGGAGUGUCCUACUGUUGGAAUGGCAGCAGCUACAGCUGCAGACCCAGCUGAUGUUUCUGGAACACCUUCAACAAACUUUAGAAUCUCACGCAAAGUGUAUCUCUGCUCUGUCUGUGGUACAUACUACGAAAACUGGAAUCUUUUUCUUCAUAUGAAGGAGAUGCACCGGCGAUUCAUCUGCCUUUUCUGCUUGGCAAUGUUUACUGAUGCUGGAAUGUUGGCUACCCAUCUCUCUGGAGAGCAUUCAGUGACUGAUCGCUUGUAUGACACACAGGAAGGUUUUCGUGCAGAAAUCGCAGAUGAAGCAUGUUUUCUUGUCUGUUGUGAUUGUGAAAGAAUUUUUGCUCAUACUGAUAAUUUCUAUGAGCAUAUUUGCCCGACACCACCAUCUGUUGAAAAACACCUGCAGCACCAGCAACCACAAGACCCAAAACAGCUGCAGAAGCAUCGGCGACAACAACAAAAACAGAAGCAACUUGAACAAAGUAACCAGCAUAUACAGGGAAUGUGUUCUCUCUGUGGAUUGCGUGGAGCUCACUUUCCAACAUGCCGUCGGGCUUCGUCCAACAGCAAUGCCCUUACUACUCUUGUGGAUGGUUCUGGGGCUGUUACGGAACUAUCACCUCUAGAUGGUGAGCAUCAGUCAGAGAGACAACCAGUUACAAAGACAGACACAAUAAGGAAACGCUCUGGGAAGGGGAAAGUUACUUCAAAGACACUUCCAAGUGGAGACGUUGAAGCAGAAGCAGAUGGAGAUGAAGAUUAUGAUAUUAGUCAUGCAGCAAGUUUCUGUCAGAUCAACAUUCAUGAAACACCAGCUGAUAAACCUAAAGCUUCUGACCAAACCUCAUCAUUGACACCAGUGCCAAAGAUGACACUUAAGACAAAAAAUAUAACCACUGCUGUUCUUUCAAAUAACAGUGUCACAAAGAAAAAUUUUGUGUCAGUGGUGAAGCAAGAAUCUGAUACAUCUGGAAUUCACAGUAAAUUAGAAGAGACUCCUGCUGUACCAGAGUCCCAAAGACCAAAAAAGACUAUGGAAUCUACAACAGUGGCAAACAUAAAGUCAGGAAAGCGUGGUGCGUCCUGUUCACCUGUGCCCACAUCUGAAGGGAAGAAACCGAAAUUCGAUCAGUUAAAAGAUCAAAUAAAGGAAUCUGGUGAAGGCACUGAGGAACCUCGAGUCCAAACUUCGAGUCCAGUCCCAGAGUCAGAUAGCUCAAGCAGCCACAGCCAAGACUCUGAUCGUUUGCACAUAAAUACACAGGAAUCAGAAAGUGUUGACGGGCAAAGUUGUGCAGAUGAAGAUGAUGCAGCAAUGAAAGAUGCAGCAAAGGACCCUGAAGCCACUGAUGCAGAUAGAACAGAAGAAAAUUCAUCUUCUGAGAAACAGCCGACACCUGCCACUACAAAAACUGAACAUCCAAGGCAUAGAAUUUCUGAAUCUGACUCUGAAUCUUCAGGAUCACCAAAUGACAUUCCGAGCCACAAGAGUGAAGACUCAAGCUCCAGUUCAGAAGCAGAAGGGGUGUCUUCGAGUGAAGAAAGAAAACAAGACAUACCUCCAGAAGCUGAAACCAAGCAGAAAUCUGAAGAUAUGUCAGAUGAUGGGGGAGGAACAGCCGAAGAACCUGAGUCAGGUGGUGAGGAAAGUAGUAAGGAUUCACCUGCACUUGUUGUAGAUGAAGAAGCUGCUGAUGGUAAGAAGGAUAGUGGGAGUGGAACUACUCAGCCCACCACAAUAGCUGAAGGUGGUGAAAUUCAGGUUGCUGGAGAUGAUGUUCCUGCUCUUGAGCUAACUUUGGAAGAACAACCUGAAGCUAUGACCUUACAAGCACUUGUGAAAGAAUGUGUGAGAGUGUCAUGCAACUCUUGUGUGUUUUGCAAUCAUGCAAAGAAAAUUGCAGUAAAUGGUUCACAACUCGCUCUCCAUUUACUUGCUGAGCACCGUUUUGAGCCAGUUGUUUGUACAGAUACAGCUGACCUGAAACCAGUACCUGCUGAUGGAUUCACAGCAAGGCUUAAAGAGGCUGUGCAUAAUCUCCACGAAGCAUUCUUCAAUACUGAUUCAUAUGAUAGUACAGCUGAACCGUCAGAAGCAUCAACUGCUGAGCAGGGUGAUAGUUCUCAUGUUUAUGACCGUAGCUAUGAGUGUUUCCACUGUCAUUUUGUUACAACAUUACACAAAGAGUUAUAUGUCCAUAAUCGUAAAAUGCAUCAAAAAACAAUAUUGCUUUGUGUUAUGUGCAAAUCAAACUUCUAUAGCUACAGUGAACUAUUGUGCCACAUAUGCCCCGGUUUAUAUGCACCUGAUGCUGAUAUCUCAUUCCGCUGCUGUCUUUGCUCAGUAGACAAGUUACCUUCAGCUUUUCGAUUGAUGGUGCAUCUUCGGAAGCGCCAUCAUGCGUGUGAUGUCUGUCUGGAGGCGACAGGUGACCAACAACGUCUCUCAAACCACGUUUGGAAACACAAGCUUCACCACUUGUGCUAUAGGUGUGGAAUUGCAUAUAGAAAUAAACCUGAUAUCACCAAGCAUCUAUUUUGGAAGCAUGGUACUGAGAGUGUGCUUUGCAAGAAGUGCUUGCAAAAGAAAUGGCCUCAUGUAUACCAUUUCUGCAUUCCUCCAACAGCAUUUAACUGUGAAGAAUGUGGUACUAGCUUUGCGCGAGCCGUUGCACUGAAGGUACAUCGUCGUCUGCAUUCUGGUGAUCGCCCUUAUACUUGUGAAGACUGUUCGGAUUCUUUUAUUUCACGCAAAUUACUGGCUCGACACCGGCGUCUAAAACAUGCACCACCUGAACCGUUACCUCCACUGCCAUCAUCACUGGAGAAGAAUGCUAUUACACACAGUGAGCGAGAAUUUCCAGCUACGUUAGAUGCAGAGGACAGCUCCAUUAGAGAUGCUGAAACAGAUAAAAAUCAGUCAUCAUUGGAAAACGAGACGUCAGUUAAUUUAGAUAAAAGAACUGAUAACCAAAUGUCUGGCCCCGGAGAAAAAGAAAGUGAUGUUGCAGUAAAGAAAAACAAGGUUAUGGAUGUAUAUGAUCUUCCGCCAUUGAAUCUCUCUUCGGACAGUGAUGAUUCGGAUGAACCAAAUACCAAAGAUAGUAAAACUGUGACGUCUCCUCCUGCUGCUGUUUCUACUCCAGAGGUGAAAGAUUCUGAAACAGAAGUAAAACCUGAGCCACCAGUUUCUGACAAUGUUGUGGGUGAAGAGGAGGAACCAGCCCCUGUGCAAAUAAUUGAUGGUAUCUGGGAUAAUUUUAAAAACUACAAAGCAAGUCUCGAGCGCAAAGAACAAGAAGCAGCAGCUGUUGCAACGGGGUCAUACAGCACUUCGCAUGCCAUUGAAGUAAUUAUGUCAGAUCAUGACUACUGUGUGGUUAGCAAGCCCAGUAACUUAGGAAGUGUAGAUGAUACUGGGUCUGUUGAUGAUGCAUCUAUUGGUGGUUUAACAAGUGCAGAAGGACCCAAUGUGAGUGAUAAGACAAUGGAGGGAGAUAAAGAUUCAGGAUCAAAUACAGACAGUUCACCUGAAACUAUGGAAGCCACAGACAAUGGAAAUAGAUCAAAGGUUGUAGCGGCUGACAGUGGAUCUGCAGUGCCCACUAAUGUUGGAAGAUUAAGAGUAUUAGCAGGCGCUGAGAAAAUAUUAACACCAUUAUCAGACACAGGAAGGUUACCUGGAGGGACAACAGAGACCACCUCGUCAGUUGCAUCCGGAACCCCACCACAACCCAGCAACCCAUCUACCACUGCAUCCUCUAAGAAGCGGACAAAACAGGCACGUAAGCGGCAGAAACGUGAAGGGGCUAGCUCGUCGUCUAGUUCCUCCAGUAGUGAUAGUGAUUCAUCUAGCUGUAGUUGUGGAACAAACUGUAGUUGUAGCAGCAGCAGUUCAAGCAGCUCAGGUUCUUCUUCAAGCAGUUCAGACUCGGAUAGUUCGACAUCAGAAGGACGCAGACGACAGGCUGCGAGACGAGAGAGGCGGCGUGAGAGGGCACGGAAGAAAGCUGCUGCUGCUUCUGCUUCUGCUGCUGCUGCUGCAUCUGCUGCAGCUACAGCUGCAACAGCUGCAGCCACUGUGGCUGCUACUUCUGGUGAGGCAACAGCAGAAGUGAGCAGAACCCCAACUGCAAAUUCUGUACCAGUUGCCCCAUGUGACACAGAACGAGAACAUGCAGAUGGCGUAAUUCAUGAGUCUGAUCUCGACACGGACGAGACCGAGACAGAUGAGGAUUUCUACGACCAGCAUCCUCAGCGACAAGCCAAUAGACUACUUGCUGAGAAAAGAAACCGCUUGAUGUUACUGGCAGCUGUUGCUCCAGCCAGCAAUGGAACAGCUCAGUUGGCACAACAACUACAAGAACUGAAUCAGCAACAGCAGCAGCAUCAUCAGCAUCAAGAACAGCAUCAGUACCAGAGGCAAGAAGAGGUACAGCAACAGCAGCAGCAGCAACACCACCACCACCACCACCAUCACCAUCACCAACAACAACAACAACAACAACAACAAGACGACCAACAGCAGAUACAGCAAGUGCCACCACAGCAGACAUUGCAACAGAUGCAGCCACAACAUCAUGUAAGAAUAGGGUCUGGUACUCUUUCAGGAGAGUCAAGGAAAAUCAGGACCAGAAAAAGGAAGCGUGCUGUGCUUACAGAUGCGAGAACAGGGUCAACGUCUUUAGCUGCCAGUUCAGAGAUGGCUGUGCGACCUUUGGGUACAUUGCCAUUGACCACAUAUCGGGACUCAUCUGGUGUUGUCACUCAGACUCCUAUAUCUGAAAGCACUUCUGUAACGUCUACAACUUCUGCAGUUCGGACAACUGGAGGCAGUGGUUCAGAGGGUGAAAAUAAAAGACUGUCAAAGAGGCGACGUGUACCAAAGCGCUUCUAUGGAGAUUCUAGUGAUGAGGACGGGGAGACACCUGUGACACCACAACCGAAAUGGCGCAAGACUGGUAGUAGUGGUGGUGGUGGUGUUGGUGGUAGCAGUGCAUCUGUUGUUUCCGUUGGUGCGCCACAUACGCCAUCUCAUGUACCUGAACCACCGCAUCUUCCAAUCAGACAACAGGUAACAUUACCAUCAGCAGCUGCCCUUUUGUCUUCUGCUCGAAGUGUUGCUGCAGGAAGACGACCUGUCGAGACAAUGGGUCACAGUACCUCAUCAAGCUCCUCUUCAUCUUCAGGAAGUGACGAUGCAGACUCCAAUUAUGAGAGUGCUUCAGACGGUGGAGGUGGAGGUGGUGGUGGAGGGGGUGGCAGUGGCAGUGCGGUUGGUGCUGGUGUAGGUAGUGUGACAGUUGCAAGAACAGGUGGCACUGCAGGAGCAGAGGUGGAAAACUCAGGAAAUAAGAGUGAGAACUUAUACUGUUAUUGUCAGUGUCCGUAUGAUGAGGUUUCUGAAAUGAUUGCUUGUGAUGGCAAAGACUGUCAAAUUGAAUGGUUUCACUUUGAGUGUGUGGGAAUUAUGGUACCACCUAAAGGAAAAUGGUUUUGCCCUGACUGUCGUAAGAAAUCAUCUGCCUCAAGAAGUGGUGAAUACUUGCUGCAUGCGUAGGUUUUGUGUGACAACUGAUAAAGAUUGCUUGUCUUAGAUUUGCCAGAAGUGGACCAAUUCGGGCAAGCUAAUAUUGUUGUGCAUCUGAUUUAUAUAGACUGUGUGUGUGUGUGUGUGUGUGUUUGUGUGUGUGUGUGUGUUGUAUUGUAUUGUAUUGUAUUGAAUUGAAUUGAAUGUAUGUAGUCAUGAGUGGGUGUUUUCAGCUGGAAUUUGAUGAUGCAUUUUCCAGAAAGUGGAUGGAAGUCCAAUAAGUUUUGUUAUAUACAGUAGUGUCUCAGCUAUCUGCCAUCUUGUAAAUAAUUUUAGUGUUUCUAUGUCGGAUCAAAUUUUGUUUCUUUCUUUUUUGUCCUGUCUUCAUCAAAUGUUGCAGUAUUCAGUGAGUUAAAAUGAAAUUUACAGGAAUGUGUAUAUUUUAUUGAAAUGAUAAUUAAGGAUCUGACAAAUUUCCUCGUAUAUUGAGAUCAGCGUUUUUCCACUGUGUUAAGAGAAAGGAUGAAUUCAUUGUGAUAUUAUGUAUGUUCAUGUGAACACUAUUUAAAUAAUAUAAAACAUGCUUUACUGUUAACUGUGUGUAUACAAGUAUUUUUAUUUUAAAUAUUAGUCAGAAAACUUUUAUUAGUUAAGCAAGAAACUAUGCCAGAAAAUAUGAUAUGUAGAAAACACUGUACAUAUUGAAUACUUAAAUACCAUUAAUGUUGAUGUAGGUAAUAAAAAUGGUAUAUUGUAAACAUUUUAAUUAAACUGUUUAAAUCACAGAGUAAAAAGUUUUAAUAUAUACUAUCUUGUAAAUUUACUGAUAAUCCAUGUAUUUCUACAUAAUUACCUGUAACUGCAUAUUUCUUAUUACAUGGAUAUAAAUGUUUGUUUAUAAUUCAUUAGGUCAGUGUAUAGAGUUUCCUGUUUAUAUUCCUGGAACUCCCAGAAUAUCUUCAGCAAGCUGAUUGUAUGAUAAGACCUGUCAGACAAAAAGAGAUUGUAAUUAUUUUCUCAUAAUUGUACACCUGUUUCAAAGCAGCUAACAUACUUGCCAAGUCCAUGUACUUUAUUCUGAAACUGGCUGCAGUUGGAAUUUUUAUUUUUUGAGCUUCUGGAAGAGACUGUUAGUGAAACUAAAUAAGAAGUUGGGGCAGUCUAAUUGCUAAA